CAAUUAACAGCUGAGAUUGUGCAAUCCGAUGCUGUUAAUCCGUCCUUUCAACAUGUUAACCUUAUUGAUUAUAUAUAUAAAUGUCUGCCAUAUUUUGGUAUCUGUACACAUGGCGAGUGAGAUAAAGCUGACUCCUUUUCCCCCAUUAUCUUAUUGCAGUCGGCGAUCUGAACCACUUAAUUUCUGCGACGAUGAGUGGUGUGACAUGCUGCCUUCGAUUCCCUGGACAGCUGAACUCUGACCUCAGGAAGCUCGCAGUAAACCUCAUCCCGUUCCCUCGCCUCCAUUUCUUCAUGGUUGGGUUCGCCCCCUUGACCUCCAGAGGGUCGCAGCAGUACCGUGCAUUGACAGUCCCGGAGCUGACUCAGCAGAUGUGGGACGCCAAAAACAUGAUGUGCGCAGCCGAUCCGCGUCACGGCCGGUACCUCACUGCCUCGGCGAUGUUCCGCGGCAAGAUGAGCACCAAAGAAGUCGACGAACAGAUGAUCAAUGUCCAGAACAAGAACUCUUCAUACUUCGUCGAGUGGAUCCCGAACAACGUGAAGUCCAGCGUCUGCGACAUCCCGCCGAAAGGGCUGAAGAUGGCUUCCACGUUCGUCGGCAACUCGACCUCGAUCCAGGAGAUGUUCAGGCGUGUGAGCGAGCAGUUCACGGCUAUGUUCAGGCGCAAGGCUUUCUUGCACUGGUACACUGGCGAGGGGAUGGACGAGAUGGAGUUCACCGAGGCGGAGAGUAACAUGAACGACCUGGUGGCUGAGUACCAGCAGUACCAGGACGCGACGGCGGACGACGAGGAGUACGAGGACGAGGAAGAGGAUGCGGCGUAAGUAAAGCUUCAGUAUGAUGAUUUCUGGCAAGUUGUUCUCUUUGGCUCUCUGUUUUGAGUUGAGUGAUGAUUGUUGUCCCGUUUUGUUGAUAACUGGGCCUGAUUUGGGUUCGCAUCAUGUGUGUAUAUAUAUUUGUAUGUAAUUGUUUGAUGGAUUAUGCUUGUAUUUGAUAUAUAGAGAUAUAUAUGGAUGAAUUGUGUAUCAGAAAGAUGUAUCUAAGCAACACACGCGCUGAUUAGACGUGAUGCUGCAAAUUACAGAUGAUCCACAAUAUAAUAAGCUUUUCUGAUCCAAUCUCAAAGUAGAGCAUUUCAAGGUUAAAAGGAUGCAUGAAAUGAAGAAUUGUGAUUAGU
Molecule: messenger RNA, 1180 nt
Organism: Linum trigynum
Lineage: Eukaryota; Viridiplantae; Streptophyta; Magnoliopsida; Malpighiales; Linaceae
Source: the annotation of a GenBank genome assembly